GAGACCCAAUACUUUUCCUCUUACUCUGUCUGCCCAGAAAAGGGAGAGGUGUACUUCAGUGCUGAGCAGCGGAAGUGUGGUUUGGGGGUGAAACAAAAGUCACAUCUGUAAUCUUUCGAGUGUUGUCCAACUGUCUAAGCCAGUAAAGAUGGCUUCUGCCAUGGCCGUCUCAGUCCCCUGACCAAAACCCCAUUGAAAACCAGUGGGCUGAGCUGAAGAGGAGAGUGCAAAAGAGAGGACCAAGGACCCUGGAUGAUCUGGAGAGAUUAUGUAUUGAGGAAUUUUUUUUCUCAGAAUAAAUUAACUUCAAUUAAAGAAUGUCUAAAGGACCCGCAGUGGGCAUUGACCUGGGCACCACAUACUCCUGUGUGGGCAUCUUCCAACAUGGCAAAGUGGAGAUCAUUGCUAACGACCAGGGCAACAGGACUACACCCAGUUAUGUGGCCUUCACUGACACAGAGAGGCUUAUUGGUGACGCUGCCAAGAACCAGGUUGCCAUGAACCCAACCAACACUGUUUUUGAUGCCAAGCGUCUGAUUGGUCGUAGGUUCGACGACUCCGUGGUGCAGUCGGACAUGAAGCACUGGCCCUUUGUUGUGGUGAAUGAUGGUGGUAAACCCAAAAUGGAGGUGGAGUACAAAGGAGAAAAGAAGACCUUUUUCCCAGAGGAGGUGUCUUCCAUGGUGCUCACUAAGAUGAAAGAGAUCUCUGAAGCCUACCUAGGAAAGGCAGUAAACAACGCUGUCAUCACAGUCCCCGCCUACUUUAAUGACUCCCAACGCCAAGCAACCAAAGAUGCUGGUGUGAUUGCUGGACUCAACGUAAUGCGUAUCAUCAAUGAGCCCACCGCUGCAGCCAUUGCAUAUGGCCUGGACAAAAAGGUGGGCAGUGAGCGAAAUGUUCUGAUCUUUGACCUGGGUGGCGGCACUUUCGACGUAUCCAUCCUGACUAUUGAGGACGGCAUCUUUGAGGUCAAGUCCACCGCUGGCGACACCCACCUGGGAGGCGAGGACUUUGACAACCGCAUGGUCAACCACUUCAUUGGCGAGUUCAAGCGCAAAUUCAAGAAGGACAUCAGUGGCAACAAGCGAGCGGUACGGCGCCUGCGCACUGCCUGUGAGCGUGCCAAACGCACCCUCUCUUCCAGCACCCAGGCAAGCAUUGAGAUCGAUUCCCUGUAUGAGGGGGCCGACUUCUACACCUCCAUCACUAGGGCUCGCUUCGAGGAGCUCAAUGCUGACCUGUUCCGUGGCACAUUGGAUCCUGUGGAAAAGUCCAUGAGAGAUGCUAAGAUGGACAAGGCCCAAAUUCAUGACAUCGUCCUGGUGGGAGGCUCCACACGAAUCCCCAAGAUCCAGAAGCUUCUGCAGGACUUAUUCAAUGGCCGAGACCUAAACAAGAGCAUCAACCCCGAUGAGGCUGUGGCUUAUGGCGCUGCUGUCCAGGCUGCCAUCUUGGCUGGUGACAAGUCAGAGAAUGUGCAGGAUCUAUUGCUGUUGGAUGUUACACCCCUGUCUCUGGGUAUUGAGACUGCUGGAGGAGUCAUGACAGUCCUCAUCAAGAGGAAUACCACCAUCCCCACCAAGCAGACCCAGACCUUCACCACAUAUUCAGACAAUCAGCCUGGAGUUCUCAUCCAGGUGUAUGAGGGGGAAAGAGCAAUGACCAAGGACAACAAUAUCCUAGGCAAGUUUGAGCUGACUGGAAUCCCUCCGGCCCCCAGGGGUGUCCCCCAGGUCGAGGUGACUUUUGACAUUGACGCCAACGGUAUCCUCAAUGUGUCUGCAGUGGACAAGAGCACUGGCAAGGAGAAUAAGAUAACCAUCACCAAUGACAAAGGACGUCUAACUAAGGAAGACAUUGAGCGCAUGGUGCAGGAAGCAGACCAAUACAAGGCUGAGGAUGAGGCUCAGAAAGAGAAGGUAACAGCUAAGAAUUCCUUGGAGUCCCUGGCCUUCAACAUGAAAAGCACUGUGGACGAUGAGAAGCUUGCAGAAAAGAUCAGCCCAGAGGACAAGAAGACCAUUGUGGACAAGUGCAAUGAAGUAAUCUCCUGGCUGGACAGAAACCAGACAGCAGAGAAGGAUGAGUACGACUACCAACAGAAAGAGCUGGAGAAAAUAUGUAACCCCAUCAUCACCAAGCUAUACCAGGGUGGUGCAGGCCCACAAGGUGGUAUGCCAGGAGGUAUGCCUGGAGGUAUGCCCGGCGGCUUCCCUGGAGGGCCUGGUGGCAGUUCAUCUUCUGGUCCAACUAUUGAGGAAGUUGACUAAACUUGCUGUCUCACCUAGAAGAGAGAAUCCAAGCCUACAUCUGAGCUUUGAGGUUACCCACACUUUCUGCAAGAUAAGUCAACUACAGGCUGCUAAAACCUUGUGUUGCAGUGCAUGCAACCUUUUCUUUUGUCAGAUUGUAAGCCAAUAAAUAAAACCAAUAAAUCAGCAUUCUCCUAA
This is a messenger RNA of Esox lucius (northern pike), 2453 nucleotides long. It is a transcript of the gene hsc70, whose product is annotated as heat shock cognate 70. The record is from RefSeq and is a predicted model, not a curated record. Gene Ontology annotation, molecular function: ATP-dependent protein folding chaperone; heat shock protein binding; ATP binding. Gene Ontology annotation, biological process: vesicle-mediated transport; protein refolding; cellular response to unfolded protein. The transcript has 10 exons. Lineage: Eukaryota; Metazoa; Chordata; Actinopteri; Esociformes; Esocidae. Bases 318 to 2273 code for a protein of 651 amino acids. Gene Ontology annotation, cellular component: nucleus; cytosol; cytoplasm.